AAAAGGAAGACCAGUGUCUCAUGCCUGAAGCUUGGAAUGUCGACCAGGGAGUAAUAACCAAACUCAAGGAACAAUACAAAAAGGAGCGCAAGGGGAAAAAGGGGGUUAAGAGGCCCAACAGGUCAAAGCUGCAAGAUAUGCUUGCAAACUUGAGAGAUGUUGAUGAUCUCCCUUCAUUACAGCCAUCUGUUGCACCUUCUUCUAGGCCCAGUAGCUCAAGGCUCAUUGAACAUGAGAUAAACAGGACGGAUGAAGUGGAAGCUUUAACAUUCCCUCCUUCUUCAGGGAAGUCUUUCAUUAUGGGAACAGAUGAAGCCCUUGAAAAUGAGCUGGGUCUUGGAGAACUGGCAGGCCUUACAGUAGCCAAUGAGGCAGAUUCACUGACUUACGAUAUAGCAAACAAUAAGGAUGCAUUGAGAAAGACUUGGAACCCCAAAUUCACAUUAAGAAGUCACUUUGAUGGAAUAAGAGGUCUCGCUUUUCAUCCAGUUGAACCAGUCUUAAUAACAGCUUCAGAGGACCAUACAUUAAAAAUGUGGAAUUUACAAAAAACAGCCCCAGCAAAAAAGAGUGCUUCUCUUGAUGUAGAGCCAAUAUAUACCUUCAGAGCACAUAAUGGACCAGUGCUCUGUGUGGUGAUGAGCAGUAAUGGUGAACAGUGUUACAGUGGGGGAACAGAUGGCCUCAUUCAUGGCUGGAACACAACCAACCCGAACAUCGACCCCUAUGACUCUUAUGAUCCUUCUGUUCUAAGAGGUGCUUUUGUAGGCCAUACCGAUGCAGUGUGGGGUCUGGUUUACAGUGGAGCACACCAGCGUUUGCUGUCCUGUUCAGCAGACGGCACUAUACGUCUAUGGAAAGCUACAGAAAUUGCUCCAGCUCUCAAUAUAUUUAAUGAUAAUCAAGAAAUGGGAAUCCCUUCAUCAGUAGAUCUUGUGAGCAGUGACCCAAGCCUCAUGGUAGCAUCAUUUAACAGUGGACACACUAGCAUUUUUAACAUGGAGACACGGCAACGAAUUCUUACCCUGGAGUCCAGUGUAGAUACUACAGUCAGUUCCUCCUGUCAGAUAAACAGAGUCAUCAGCCAUCCAACUCUUCCAAUUAGUAUCACUGCUCAUGAAGACAGACACAUCAAAUUCUACGACAACAAUACAGGAAAACUGAUCCACUCCAUGGUAGCUCACUUAGAUGCAGUUACAAGUUUAGCUGUUGAUCCUAAUGGCUUGUAUUUGAUGUCUGGCAGUCAUGACUGUUCGAUUCGCUUGUGGAAUCUUGAAAGCAAGACCUGCAUCCAAGAAUUUACUGCUCAUCGCAAAAAAUUUGAUGAGUCCAUUCAUGAUGUGGCAUUCCAUCCCUCCAAAUGUUAUAUUGCCAGUGCAGGAGCAGAUGCCCUUGCUAAAGUGUUUGUAUGACAGAGUGCUUCCCUUUCAACUCUAGCUUUGUAUACAUUUAACCAGCUGCACAAAAGAGAAGAGGAGGGCAUGAGUCAUCUUAUCCUGCCCUAUAAUUCAGAGAAUGUUUGUAAGUGUUUAGUUUUGCAGGGUGCUGUUUUCUAAAUUGAUGUUUGUUCUGGUUUCUGUGAGCUCAGCUGGUGCUGAGAGCUUGGAAACUCUCAGUUUCAAAUAGUU
Fulmarus glacialis (Northern fulmar) is the source of this 1628-nucleotide messenger RNA. It is a transcript of the gene STRN, whose product is annotated as striatin, calmodulin binding protein. The transcript is spliced from 11 exons. Gene Ontology annotation, cellular component: dendrite. Gene Ontology annotation, molecular function: armadillo repeat domain binding; protein-containing complex binding; protein phosphatase 2A binding. The annotation marks the transcript as partial. Lineage: Eukaryota; Metazoa; Chordata; Aves; Procellariiformes; Procellariidae. The record is from RefSeq and is a predicted model, not a curated record.